Molecule: messenger RNA, 2526 nt
Organism: Dracunculus medinensis (Guinea worm)
Lineage: Eukaryota; Metazoa; Nematoda; Chromadorea; Rhabditida; Dracunculidae
Source: the annotation of a GenBank genome assembly
AUGGUUGAUCCUGUGUUGCUCCAAUCUGCUUUGCAUUCCAGUAGGGGAGGGGCACCACUGGAAACGAACGUUGGUUCUAGAAAGCUAAAUGUGCAGAUGGAUAUAAAAUCUGGUUUUACUAGGAAAGAUGCACCUUCAACUGAUGAAUUGCGAGCUUAUAUUGAAUUCUUCGGGAACAAAGGUGAACCAUGGUAUAUGGCUCUAUUUGCAACAGCUCGAAAUGGUUCGAUGCUUUCGGAGCCCGAAGUCAAUGAACUCACUUCAUUUUACCAGUUUAUUACUCAAGAAAUGAUAAUAAAUUACGGCAACCGUAGCGUUACGUACGAUAAUCUUUGUGAUCCAUUCUGUGAUUUUAAUUCUCAAAUAUGGAAAAUGCUAAGAUAUCAAUCAGUGUUUCAAUUAAAAUACCCGCUGACUACAUUUGGACCGUAUAAAGCGAACAUAGGCAAAUUCUUCUUCGAGAGAACCGUCGAUGAAAAAGGAAUAGUAAUUUCUGUUAGGACUAUAGCGAUGUAUUUUACGACGUUUAUUGAUAGUGAUGUGAAAGCAAAACAAUUGCGGAUCUUCGAAGAAGGUGUCCUCAGAAGGUGUCAUCAGAAUAAUGCGGACAAUUCUAGCAAAAUCAAUUUUAUUGUGCAUGGUGCACAUACGGUAGGUCAGGAAGUUCAGCGAGGAGCAUUUCUAGCAUUACCAUACUAUAUGAUCGGUGCUAUUCUGCUGGUAAUUUUCGUAUUCGCGAGUAUGAUUAUCACAGCGUUCUCUUUUAGACAACUUAAUAUCGCUAAGUUUUCGCUGGCAAUCGCCGCAAUUUUAUCGCCUUUACUGGCGUCGUUCACAACAAUCGGUUUUAUUCUCUUAACUGGGUUCCACAUAAACAUGCUCAUACUUAUUUCGCCUUUUUUAACUCUUGCCAUAGGUAUAGGUGUCGACGAUGCAUUUUUAAUAACAAAUACUUGGUUAAUGCAAUCUGACAAUGUCGCUUCAAGAGGAAUCACCGAUGCCGAAAGAUUACAAACAGUUUUUGAGAAAGUAGGAUGUUCUAUUGUUGUCACUUCGCUGACAAAUGUGAUGGGCUUUGCACUCGGUUGUAUUGCACCUGCAUAUGAAAUUCGUAUAUUUUGUGCAUCCGUUGCACUAUCGAUGCUCUUUGAUCUCAUUUUUCAAUUCACCAUUUAUUCACCAUGUCUCAUUCUUUUGAAUAAAUUCGAUUCGAUUUAUGAAAUAUACCAAUCACCACUUUAUAAAAAACGUCCAUCAGGUUGCAUCGAUCAAAUGCAUCGACGGCUUGCGAAUCUUAUGAAAAGUUACAGUUCUUUCGUUUCUUCAUUUGCAGCGGAAAUGAUCACGGUUGCAAUUUUAAUAAUCUAUCUAUAUUUUUCUGUAAAUGGCAUUUCGCAACUGAAAGUCGAUUUGGAUGGGAAAAUGUUAAUUCCAGCCGAGUCAAUAAGUAAUGAAGGCACUCGAAUCAUAACAAAAGUUGUGUGGUCAGAUUAUUUAAAUAUCAAUUAUAUCAUUAGAAAGCCUCCAGAUUUCUCAGAACCGAAACAAUAUCAGCGUUUCAAAAAAAUGAUCGACGAAAUGGAAUCUAUUAACGGUGCGAUCGGAUCCGAUACUACGAUGAUGUGGGUUAUUGAUUAUCGGAGAUAUCUGGCAAAUCCUAGCACUUCAAUAUUUAAUACUUUUUUUGGAAUAUUCGAUUUUCCUGAUGAGAAGUCAACGUUACAAAAUGAAGAUAGUCUUGACAUGUCGCAGUUUCAUCUGUUUAUAAACUCCGAACCAUAUGAUGCCUGGAAAAAUGGUGUCCGUUACAAGCUGGACUCUCAAAAUAGAACUAUAAUAACAUCGAUGUUGGUAAUGACUGGGUACAAAGGAAUAUCAUCGUUAGCCGAUAAAGCUCGCCUUUUACCAGAGUGUCGCACAGUUGCUAGUCGUUUUCCAGACUUUGACGUAAUUCCAUUUGACACAGAUUCUCAGAUGGUAGAUGUUAUCCUUUCUGUGCCAUCUACUACUUAUAAUACAAUAUUUUACACGAUAUGCGCGAUUGGAGUUAUAUUUUUCAUAUUUUCAUUUAAUCUUGUAACUGCCAUUCUUUCGUCACUUUCUGUGACAUCUAUUUGUACAGGAGUUCUUGGUUUUAUGCAUUAUUGGAACUGUUAUCUAGAUCCGUUAACCAUGGUUGCUAUAAUAAUGUCGGCUGGCUUAGGAGUAGAUUAUACUAUUCAUAUAAUUUUUCAUUACCUAAUGGAAAAUGAAAAUUAUGAUAAAAAGCUCGAUCGGAUCAACAAUUCUUUCAAGAAAUGUGGCUUAUCUACUCUACAGGCUGGCAUAUCAACUUUGGUUCUAAUGCUACCAGUACUUUUUGCACCAGUUGGGGCCUAUGUGGUGAUCGCAAAGGCCGUUAUUCUUGUAGUCAUCUUCGGUCUUUUGCAUGGCCUUUUCAUUCUUCCGGUGUUACUUUUAACUUUGCCAAAUUGUUUAAUGUCGCCUAAAAGUGCUUCGAAAUUUUCUAUGAAAUCUUUUUCUUAG